AUGUCCUUCAAGGCCAAAAACCUCUCUUAUGACGCAAAGGAACCGGCCUUUCUGCAACGCCUCCGGAAUCAAUAUGGAAAUAACACAGGACGUCUGGAACGUCCGAUGACGCGACCCCGGAAACCGAAGGAUGCCAAUGUCGAUGAUGACGAACCCACCUACGUCGAUGAAGAGACCAACGAAGUAAUCUCCAAAGAGGAGUACGAGGCUCUCGUGCGCGCUGAGGAGACUUCGAAGGAAGGUCCGGCGGAAGAUGGAGAAACCCCGUCGAGGGUGGAUCAAGAUGGGAAAUCAACAACGGAGAAAGAAGCCCCCGCAUCAAAGCAGGCUAUCGCAGAGAUUGGAGGACCAAAGAAGCGGAAACAAGCCAAGGUUGUUGGUGAUGACCAUCCUCCAGAGGAGAGUGAGGAUCUCCCGCGGAAAGACGCUGGGUCGCGGAAACCCAAGCAGAAGAAAAAGAAAAUCAAGCUCUCUUUUGAUGAAGAGGCAUAA
Aspergillus terreus NIH2624 is the source of this 492-nucleotide messenger RNA. RefSeq names its product DUF4604 domain-containing protein. The record is from RefSeq and is a predicted model, not a curated record. The transcript is spliced from 2 exons. Lineage: Eukaryota; Fungi; Ascomycota; Eurotiomycetes; Eurotiales; Aspergillaceae. Bases 1 to 492 code for a protein of 163 amino acids.